GAUGAUAAAUACAUGAGGAGAGAGGCUCUGAGCCUGCUUCUGUGCUGCGGGAGUGUCUCUCUCUCCCUCCCUCCCCUCUCCCUGCUUCUGUGUGAGUGUGUGUUUGGCUGCCGGGCUGUGUGUGCGUGUACACUGUGUAUAUAUAUCUGAGCUGGGAGGUUAUUGCAAGCUUCUCUCAGCAGCGCUCCUCUGUACAGGAAGACGGGCUCAGCUGCAGUGGUAGCAUCAACAGCAGCAUUAGCGGCACCAACUGCUUUAUUCGCCUUUCUUCCUUCCCUUCAUCUCCAUCUCCCUUUCCCCUCCCUCCUCCCACGUCUUUUAGGGGAUUGAUCUUCAUUUUUUUUUAUUAUUAUUUAUUUUUCUACUCUACAAUCCUUGUUAUUUGAUACUUCGUGGCUUUUUUUUUUUUUUCUUUUUUUCUUUCUCCCUUUCUCUGAGAAGGAGGCACAGAAACAAACACGCACAAACACAGAGAAAUAAGGGAAAGAAAAGUACCGGGACUUAUCCUGCUGCUGCAAACCCAAAGAUAGCAGACGAAGAGGGGGUUUGGCUUCUACCCCAAGGUAAAGCCCUGCCCCCUUUACCUCCUCGACACCUCCUCCGAGGAAGAGAAGGAGAGAGAGAGAAGGGGGCCAAAGUGGAGAAAAGCAGGUCUUCUGCGGCUGGCAUUUGGAGUACAGGGAGCCAGGAAGUGAAGGAUGGUUGUGGUUACCCGAGCUGGCUGCAGGGCAGCUCUCUUCCUCUGGAUUUUCAUCAGCAUUAGCUGCAGAGCCAGGACUGCUCUGCCUGCAUCUCAAAAGUGUGAUGAACCUCUGGUCUCAGCAUUACCACAUUCCUCCUUCAGCAGUUCAUCAUCCAUGACAAGCAGCUAUGUGCCAGGGUACGCCAAGUUAAACAAGCGAGGAGGUGCAGGAGGUUGGUCUCCAUCAGACAGUGAUCAUUACCAAUGGCUGCAGGUGGAUUUUGGGAACAGAAAGCAGAUCAGUGCUAUUGCAACCCAAGGCAGGUACAGCAGCUCCGACUGGGUCACUCAAUAUCGGAUGCUCUACAGCGAUACAGGGAGAAACUGGAAACCAUACCACCAGGAUGGAAACAUCUGGGCAUUUCCUGGAAAUACAAACUCUGACAGCGUGGUCCGGCAUGAUUUACAACAUCCAGUUAUUGCUCGCUAUGUGAGGAUAGUUCCUUUGGACUGGAAUGGGGAGGGCCAAAUUGGGUUAAGAAUUGAAGUCUACGGUUGCUCCUACUGGGCUGAUGUUAUCAAUUUUGAUGGCCAUGUAGUGUUACCAUACAGAUUCAGGAACAAGAAAAUGAAAACACUGAAAGAUGUCAUCUCUCUGAAAUUUAAGACCUCUGAAAGCGAAGGUGUAAUCUUCCACGGAGAAGGACAGCAAGGAGAUUAUAUCACCUUGGAACUGAAGAAAGCCAAACUUGUUCUAAAUUUAAAUUUAGGCAGCAACCAGCUUGGCUCUAUUUUUGGCCACACAUCUGUGACAACAGGCAGCCUCUUGGAUGAUCACCACUGGCACUCCAUCAUCAUAGAGCGCCACGGGAGGAACAUCAAUCUCACCCUCGACAGACACAUGCAGCACUUCAGAACAAAUGGAGAAUUUGAUUAUCUGGACCUGGACUAUGAGAUAACCUUUGGAGGCAUGCCUUUUUCUGGCAAGCCAAGUUCUAACAGUAGGAAAAAUUUCAAAGGCUGCAUGGAGAGCAUCAACUACAAUGGCAAUAAUAUCACCGACCUUGCCAGGAGGAAGAAAUUGGAACCUUCAAAUGUGGGAAAUUUAAGUUUCUCUUGUGUGGAGCCACACACAGUGCCUGUCUUUUUCAAUGCCACCAGUUACCUUGAGGUUCCUGGUCGUCCAAGCCAAGAUGUGUUUUCAGUCAGCUUCCUCUUCCGGACCUGGAACCCAAAUGGACUUCUUCUCUUCAGCCACUUCUCAGAUGACCUGGGCAAUGUUGAGAUUGACAUAAAUGAGGGCAAAGUCAGUGUCCAUAUCAACGUCUCCCAAGUGAAGAAGAACCGGAUAGACAUCGCAUCAGGCUCUGGUCUCAAUGAUGGGCAGUGGCAUGAAGUUCGGUUCCUGGCUAAGGAAAACUUUGCUGUCCUCACCAUUGAUGGUGAUGAAGCUUCAGCUGUUCGAACCAACAGCCCUCUGCAAGUCAAGACGGGAGAAAAAUAUUUCUUUGGAGGGUUUCCUGUACAGAUGAAUGACUCAGAUCACUCCCUAUUUGAGCAUUCUUUCCAAGGAUGCAUGCAGAGCAUUCAUGUGGAUGAUCAGCUGGUGGAUUUGCAUGCAGUGGAGCAAGGAGAACUGGGAAGCUUUGCCAAUGUCACCAUUGACAUGUGUGCCAUUAUUGACAGGUGUGUGCCCAAUCACUGUGAACACGAUGGUAAAUGCACCCAGACGUGGGACAGCUUCAAGUGCACUUGCGACGGAACUAAUUACAGUGGUGCCACGUGUCAUAACUCUAUUUAUGAACUCUCUUGUGAAGCAUACAAACACUUGGGCAAAACUUCAAAUUACUACUGGAUAGAUCCAGAUGGCAGUGGGGCACUGGGACCUUUGAAAGUUUACUGCAACAUGACAGAGGAUAAAGUAUGGACAACUGUGUACCAUGAUCUGCAAAUGCAGACUUCUGUGGGAGGUAGCAGCCAGGAGAAGUUAUCUGUGCUGCAGCUGAACUACAGUGCAUCAAUGGACCAGAUUUCUGCCAUUACCAGUAGUGCUGAAUACUGUGAGCAGUUUAUCUCCUAUUCUUGCAAAAUGUCCCGGCUGCUGAAUACACCAGAAGGGAAUCCAUAUACCUGGUGGGUUGGAAAAGCCAAUGAGAAGCACUACUAUUGGGGCGGAUCGGGACCUGGCAUUCAAAAAUGUGCCUGUGGCAUCGAACGCAACUGUACUGAUCCCAAGUACUACUGCAACUGUGAUGCUGAUUAUAAGCAAUGGAGGAAAGACAGUGGGAUGUUGUCCUACAAAGAGCACCUACCAGUCAGCCAGGUGGUGGUUGGAGACCUCGACCGGCCUGGGUCUGAAGCCAAGGUGUCCGUGGGUCCCGUGCGCUGCCAAGGAGAUCGGAAUUACUGGAACGCGGCUUCUUUCGUUACUUCAUCAUCUUACCUCCACUUCUCCACCUUCCAAGGGGAGACCAGUGCAGACAUCUCUUUCUACUUCAAAACAUCAGCCUCAGAUGGGGUGUUUCUUGAGAAUCUGGGGAACACAGACUUCAUCAAACUGGAGCUGAAGUCUGCUACCGAGGUCUCCUUCUCGUUCGACGUGGGAAACGGGCCGGUGGAAAUUGUGGUGAGAUCUCCUAAUCCGCUCAAUGAUGACCAAUGGCACCGGGUCAAUGCCGAGAGGAACGUCAAGCAGGCCAGCCUGCAGGUGGACCAGCUUCCCCUGGAGGUCCGGAAAGCUCCGACAGAAGGACACACGCGGCUGGAAUUGUACAGCCAGCUCUAUGUCGGUGCUGCAGGAGGCCAGCGAGGCUUCCUGGGCUGCAUUCGCUCCCUGAGGAUGAACGGGGUGACGCUGGACCUGGAGGAGAGAGCCAAGGUCACGCCUGGGGUGAAGCCUGGCUGCUCUGGCCACUGCACCAGCUACGGCAUGUACUGCGCCAACGGGGGCAAGUGCGUGGAGAAAUACAAUGGCUACUCCUGUGACUGCUCCACAACUGCCUACGAUGGGCCAUUCUGCAUAAAAGAUGUGGGAGCAUUUUUUGAAGAAGGAAUGUGGCUUCGUUACAACUUCCACUCCCCGGGGACUAGCAUGAAGGAUUUAGUCAGCCGGACGCUUUUGAGUUCUGCAGAUCCUGAGAUCACAGGUCCUGACCUCAGCUUGAGCAAGGAAGAGCUCAGCUUCAGCUUCAGCACCACCAAGUCCCCUUGUGUCUUAUUUUAUGUCAGCUCCUACACUCCAGACUUCAUGGCUGUGCUUGUGAACCCCACGGGGAAUCUGCAAAUUCGGUACAACCUCGGGGGCACCAAAGAGCCAUACAACAUUGACAUUGACCACAGGAACAUGGCCAAUGGCCAGCCCCACACCGUUAAUGUCACACGGAACGGGCGGGACAUCGUACUGCAGCUUGAUCACUAUCCUCCAACAAGUUACAGCCUGCCAGCCACAUCUGACAUUCAGUUCAAUUCCCCAAAGGCACUAUUCCUAGGAAAAGUCAUAGAAAUUGGGAAGAUUGACCAAGAUAUAUAUAAAUACAACACCCCAGGAUUCACUGGCUGCCUAUCAAGAGUCCAAUUCAACCAGAUUGCUCCACUCAAAGCAGCUCUGAGACCUACCAACGCCUCCUCCCACGUCCACAUCCAAGGAGAACUGGUGGAAUCCAACUGCGGAGCGUCUCCCCUCACCAUCCCACCAAUGUCGGCCGCCACCGACCCCUGGCACUUAGACUCAGCAAGUGCUGAUUUUCCGUACAAUGGUCAAGCUAUAGGAGAUGGAGUUAACAGAAACUCAGCUAUUAUUGGAGGCGUCAUCGCGGUGGUGAUCUUCACCAUCCUGUGCACGCUGGUGUUCCUGAUCCGCUACAUGUUCCGCCACAAGGGAACCUACCACACCAACGAGGCCAAAGGCGCAGAGUCCGCCGAGAGCGCCGACGCCGCCAUCAUGAACAACGACCCCAACUUCACGGAGACCAUCGACGAGAGCAAGAAGGAAUGGCUGAUCUAAGCCCACGGGGAUGGGGCCUGGGGUGGGAUGUGAGCUGGGCCAGGGUGGGACUGGGGUGACUCUUGCAAUGGAGAGAGAACACUCUGUGUCGGACACUUGAGCACACAUAGGAUAAAAAGAUCAGCACAACUGGAGGAGCAAGUGACAGGAAAAUACCACUGAGACUGGAGAAAAAAAAAAGAAUAUCUCAAGAAUUUAAGAAAAAAUACUUUUUAAUAUUUAUUUACAGCAAAUUGCCCCUUCUGUAUCCCAACAACUACAACAAAGAGCAGUUUUGCAGCUUCAGCACUGGUUACAAUUUUCAGUAAUACCUGUGUGUGUGUUUAGAGAUGUUCUGGAUACCUGUGACAAGAAACAGGGCUGGUUUUUUAUAUUUUUAAAAGCUGUUUAAAAUGUGGGUUGCUCUGUCCUGAGAACAAGUGGCAGCCCUUUCUUCCUGAUAUUGUGUUCCCUCCUGGCUGGCCACUUCCCUGCCCUCAGCCCCACACCUUUGUGACCAUGUCACCAUUUAUUUGGGUGACAUUGAUCCAGGGGGUGGGACAGGGGGUGAGGAGUAAUGCAAAUCUUAUUCGCCAGUUUCUCAACAUCUCAUCAGCCCAUGUCAGCCCUGGCAGGGCCCAUCUUCUUGACCCAGGCACUUCACUGAUUGUGUGCAAUUCUCAUCAGCAAUGUAAAAAUACUGUUAUUAUGACUACUAUUACUAAAGAGGAUUAUCAUAAAGCACAGGAGGCUUUAAAGGUUUUUUGUAUUAUUUUGUUGGUCUCUGAAGGAGGAUGAUGCUGUGUGAGUCUGUAGACCUAGUCUGUUCCUGUGUCCUUGUCUGUGGCACCAGGUCACCACCUGAGGCACGUGCCAAGUUAAACUCAGCUCUGCCUGUGGCAUAUUGACAUAUUCUGUACAUUGCAGUAGGGAAUUAGAGCCAGACUUUGUUUCCUUCUGUUUAUUAUUAAUAGGCUGUCAUAGAAGUAUUAGUACAGCUUUACUCAGUGCAUUUGAACCCAUGGACUUCACACCCUUUUUUUUUCAACUUGAGAGUAGCAAUUUAUUCCUUAAAUCCCUUGUUUCAGUCCCUUUGCAAGGAAAGCCUCCGCUGGCAGUGUUUGCACAGUCAGGAAGGUGAGGCAAAGGAGGCUUUAAAACUCUGCCUCCAGAGUAUGUGAGGAACACACAGCACACAGGGGGGAGUUACUUUUCAAUACAGAGAUUUACCCCAACUAUUUUACUGUCUUUCUAGGGUGUUUUUAAAAAUAGCAAGGCCAAUGCCAAGUACAGCAUUGCAUCCCAUUUUUCCUCUCAAAUCAGGAGUGUCCUAGGUGUCACCUGAACAGCAGGCAGGCAGCUGGAAGGAAAGACCAAGGGGCAGCCUGAAGACUUAAUAUCCUUUUGUGGCAAUAAUUUAACAAAGCUUUAGCUUGCCCUCUGCAGAGAAGCAUGAUUCUCCUAUGGUCUGAAUUGAUAGGAAUUUAAGGCCUUAGUGGACAGGUCUUGCAGUGGAACAGAAUGAAGUAAUGAAUAUACUGCAGGGCUUUGCCAUGUGCUGAAAGAACAGAAUCAAUACCAGGAAUUUCCCAUUAAAAGCAUUUAUUCUUCUGACAGUCCUAGAUUUGCUUUGUCUUUAAUAUUUCUGAGUUUAGUAUGCACAGAUUUAAUUCAUUUUACUGCACAAGAAAGAUUUACUUUUCACCCAAACAUGCAAUCUACUACACUGAGCAGUGCUGGCAUUUUUUAUUUCAUUAUCUCUUUUGUUGCAACCUUCAUUAUUCUAAUUG
Molecule: messenger RNA, 6454 nt
Organism: Melozone crissalis (California towhee)
Lineage: Eukaryota; Metazoa; Chordata; Aves; Passeriformes; Passerellidae
Gene: CNTNAP2
Product: contactin associated protein 2
Exons: 24
Coding region: 699-4685 (1328 amino acids)
Source: RefSeq, a predicted model, not a curated record